UUAACAGCUAGGAUAUAGGGUGUUUUAGCGUUCCUCAUGUUUCGACCACAUUGCGCCCACGACAAGUUGGCAGCAUUGCAACUUUUCACAUGAAAUCGAUAUAUUACAUAUCGAUAGACGCCUCCACAUUUUCGGCUUGUUUACCAUACGUUUCAAAGCCGGAGGGCUGCAACAUGCGUCGUAUGAGCAACUUGAUAACGCUCUUUACAGCAAUAACGGCAUUCUUUUUUGGCUGUUUCAUCACAAAGAUUUUAACAAUAGUUGACAAAUGUCCAGCACAUAAAAGCGGUGUUGCGAAGUUAGAGCCGCACCCGAAUUUAUUUCUCAUGGUUUUAAUAAUGAGUGCGCCGCGCAAUGUGGAGCAACGGAACGCAAUGCGUGAAACUUGGCUAAAACUGGGGCAGCCGCUGCAGCAACCAUACUUCCCCGAGGAGAACAUUUAUCUGCCGGCAUAUGGAGCAAGGGGACACUUACAAAUGGAAACUGUGACUUCACAGGCGAACAGACUACGCCUUUACAUGGACUGGGCGGCAAAGCUUCCGUACAUGGAUGCGCCCAAGACUAAAAGAACCAUCCAAGUGAAGCAUUUCUUUGCCAUCGGCAUGCAACACAUUAGUUCCGUAGUGCGAGCAGAGUUGGCACGGGAACAGAGCCAGCAUAAUGACUUGCUUCUGCUACCCCGCCUACACGAUGCCUACACGAAUCUAACCGAGAAGCUGCUACAAUCAAUAGACGCAUUAACUCACCAUUAUGAGUUCUCAUAUCUGAUAAAGGUCGAUGACGAUAGUUAUGUUAAGUUAGAUAACUUGCUCAACGUACUCAUCUCCUACGAUCGCAAACUACUGCGAAAAUCGAGCGAGUACCGACACGAGCAGCUGCCACAGCUUUACUGGGGCUACUUUAAUGGCCGCGCCACAAUAAAAAGCAAGGGUCAAUGGAGUGAGCCCAAUUAUUACUUGAGCAAACACUUUAUAACCUAUGCCUUAGGUGGGGGAUACGUCAUAUCGCGCAAGCUGUGCGAGUUCGUAGCCAAUAACUCCCAACACUUGUCCACCUACGUCUCCGAGGAUGUAUCAAUGGGCACCUGGUUGGCCCCACUGCGACAUGUCUAUAGAUGGCACGACCCUAGAUUCGAUACAACAUACGUGCCGCGCGCGUGCCGUUCGCAUCAUUUGGUACUGCAUAAGCGCAACGAGGUGCGUAUGCGUGACCUCUACAUGGGUAAGUUAUGCAGCCCGGAGCAGUCGAGCGCGAGAUCAUUACCCGCCGAAUACUAUUACGAUUGGUCGAAGCCGGUGGACAAGUGCUGCGAUAGUUUAGUGGUGUAGAAUAUUUGAUAAAAAGCCAAAGUGCAUCUAAGCCAAAGUAACGUAGUUUUAGGGUUUUCAAGACACUUACCAGUGUGCAAUUAACCAUUGCACGCGCUCAUCGGUGCCUAUGAGGCUUGCAACAACAAAAUCAUUUGGCGCCACAAUAAAAUAGCGACUCUCCUCAACUAUACAAUUCAGACUGUAAUCGUUGACGGUGUACUUCUCAAAGUCGCGUAUCGAUAAGCUGUCGGUGAGUAUUUCCUCGCUGCUGUGCAUCUUGUACUCCAUCACGCUUAUCACGGGUCGCAACGCUUUGUUGUCGGCACUGCGCUGUUUGCGAUAUCCCAACACAACCAACUGUGUGCGAGUGAACGGAGCCAAGCCA
This is a messenger RNA of Scaptodrosophila lebanonensis, 1695 nucleotides long. RefSeq names its product beta-1,3-galactosyltransferase 6 (gene beta3GalTII). Gene Ontology annotation, biological process: glycosaminoglycan biosynthetic process. The coding region runs from base 90 to 1328 and encodes 412 amino acids. NCBI's taxonomy places the organism in Eukaryota, Metazoa, Arthropoda, Insecta, Diptera, Drosophilidae. The record is from RefSeq and is a predicted model, not a curated record. Gene Ontology annotation, cellular component: membrane. Gene Ontology annotation, molecular function: UDP-galactosyltransferase activity. The transcript is spliced from 2 exons.